AUGCGCGGCGCCACGAUCCUCAAGUCUAGCGACGACAAAACACGCCAACUCAACAAACACACCCUUCUGGCCUUCUCUGGCGAAGCGGGGGACACUGUACAGUUCGCAGAAUUCAUCCAAGCGAAUGUUGCACUCUACUCAAUGCGCAAUGAGACGGAUCUAGGUCCUUCCGCGGUGGCCAGCUUUGUGAGAGGAGAGUUGGCGCGGAGUUUGAGGAGCAGGAAACCAUACACGGUGAACUUGUUACUCGGGGGUGUCGACCCGAUCACGAGAGAGCCAAGUCUUUAUUGGUUGGAUUACCUUGCGAGUAGUGUGAAGGUGCCGUACGCGUGUCACGGAUAUGCCCAGUAUUACUGCCUCUCCAUUCUCGACAAACACCACCACCCAGACAUUUCCUUCGAACAAGGCAUGAAGAUCCUGCGCAUGUGCACGGACGAACUACAGCGACGUCUACCCAUCGACUUCAAGGGCAUGACGGUGAAAGUGGUGAAGAAAGACGGCAUUGUGGAUAUGGAGUAUGACACUAGCAAACAGGUUCUCGCUGCUUGA
Messenger RNA from Fonsecaea erecta, 549 nucleotides. RefSeq lists its product as hypothetical. Gene Ontology annotation, biological process: proteasomal protein catabolic process. The record is from RefSeq and is a predicted model, not a curated record. Gene Ontology annotation, cellular component: nucleus; proteasome core complex, beta-subunit complex; proteasome core complex. The transcript has 2 exons. Bases 1 to 549 code for a protein of 182 amino acids. Lineage: Eukaryota; Fungi; Ascomycota; Eurotiomycetes; Chaetothyriales; Herpotrichiellaceae. Gene Ontology annotation, molecular function: peptidase activity.